This is a messenger RNA of Tuber aestivum (summer truffle), 1229 nucleotides long. NCBI's taxonomy places the organism in Eukaryota, Fungi, Ascomycota, Pezizomycetes, Pezizales, Tuberaceae. The record is from the annotation of a GenBank genome assembly.
CAAAGACAAUACACCACUCUCUCGGGCAGCUGAAAAAGGGCAUGAAGGGAUUGUGAAGCUGUUACUAGACCGGAAAGGCGUUGACCCCAAUCGGCCAGAUCAGAAUGAUCGAACACCACUCAGGUAUGCUGCUGUCGAGGGACAUGAAGUAGUGGUUAAGCUACUGCUUGAACUGGAACAUGUCGACCCCAAUCAUCCAGAUAGGAACGGCUUCACACCACUCGGGUGGGCUGCCAACGAGGGACAUGAGGGAGUGGUGAAACUCCUCCUGGGGCGGGAAGAUGCGGAGCCCGACAGACCAGAUAACAAUGGCAAUACGCCACUCUCGUGGGCAGCUGAAAAUGGGCAUGAAGGAGUUGUGAUGCUGUUACUAGACCGCAAAGGUGUUGACCCCAAUCGGCUAGACGAGAAUGGCCAAACACCACUCGAGUGCGCUGGUAGAAAGGGACAUGAAGGAGUGAUCAGGCUACUGCUGGAACAGGAAAAUAUCGACCCCAAUCAUCCAAGUACGAAUACCUCAACACCACACUAGUGUGCUCUCAUCGAUCGACAUGAAGGAGUGUUGCAACCGCCACUGGAGUGGGAAGAUGUCGGCCCUAAUCCUCCUGGUGUCAAUAACCGAGCACCACUCAGAUGGGCUAGCAUCAUGGGACAUGAAAGAGUGGUAAACCCAUGACCAGCCGGACAUCAGUGGAAUUCGCGGAUGAGCGGCAGUCUCACCAGCCGUGAAAUCGCAAAGACGGAUCGGAAGCACAGGGAGCUCAUCCGACCACGCUCAAAUCACCCUGGUAUUCCCUUUUCAGCGCCGGCCUUGCUCUGCCUCUGGGCUCCUAGUAUAUUGUGUUGCAGGAAUCACCACUAUCCCUUUUUCCUCCCUUGUGUCCAUCAUGUCGUCCCACAACAUAACCACGAAAUUCUCCCCGAUUGCUAUUGGCGAAAAUCUCACUUGUAUGUAGAUAUAUACCCCUCUGAAACCUCUGGAUAUUUGCUAACCUUUUCAAAUGAAUGCGUACGAGUUUUAGUUCCUUGUGCCCAGCCUGUAGCAGCUUCAAGACUUUUAUUUGCUCACUCGUUCCAUUUACGUUGAUCAUCAUUCCCUCAUCGAAUACAUUCCUUAUCACAAAAUAUUUUUUCUUCUUUCAUUUUUCUUUCAUGUAUCUACUGCCCCCAUUUUUUCCCCUACUCGCGAUAGAUAGAUAGCUGGAUAGAUAUAUACACUACCCAUAGAC